UAAUAAUUCACUUUAAAAAAAACAGUGAAAGGAAGAGUAGAAGGAACAACUUUGGCUACAGUGUCGGCCGCUUCUUUCUUUCUUCCAAAAUCCCUAGAAGGGUUUUAGAAUGUGUUAAAUGUUGAAGGUGGCACCCAUUUCCCCCGAAGUGAUAAUUUGUCAGAGUAGAUUGAUGAUAUCACGCCAGUCGUGUGCUUAGUCCUUGGACUGAAGAUUUCAUGUACAACUAUAUAUUGGAGAGGAUCCAAAUUCACAUCUAAAUGAGCUAGUAUAAAAUUUUGGGAACUUAAGAAAACGUACUCAAGUGCAAGCUAUAUUCGGUGUGAAACAGAGUUUUGAAUCCCUGUGCUUUAGAAACUCUGAAAAAUCAUGGGGGACUGGACGAAACCUCUAAGAAAGGGCUAUGCCGGUCUGAGCUAAAGCGUGCUGGUAUGUCACGGUGGGGUGUUUCUCGACUAGUUUCCUUCCAGAACAAAUCCAAAAUGUCACCCAGUAUUUUUAAGGAUAAUGAAGAUCAGAAAGAUGUUAGGGAAGCUGUGACAGCUGAAUCGUCUGGGUCAGAAAGUCCAAACAGAAAGCGACUGAAACUUGGCCAACUUAGAGAGGCUAAAACUACAAAGCAUGCAAAACUAAGGCCACAGAACAGUAGUUCUCGCAAGUCUAAGCAUAAUAAACCUGAAAAUACGAAGGACCGAUGGUCUGCUGAUAGGUAUAAGCUGGCAGAACAAAGUAUGUUAGAUAUCUUGAAGGAUGAAGGGGCUGUAUUUGAGAAUCCAAUUUCUCGACCAGUGCUGAGAAUGGCAGCUCGUAAGCGCAUUGGUGAUACUGGGCUGUUGGACCAUCUGUUGAAGCACAUUGAUGGUAAAGUCGCACCAGGUGGUGCAGAGAGAUUUAGGCGUUGUUACAAUACUGAAGGAGUGAUGGAGUAUUGGUUGGAAAAUGCUGACCUAGUUAAGAUUAAGCAGGAGGCUAGGGUUCCAGAUCCUAACUAUGUACCUCCAUCAUCUUGGUGGAAGUGUGGUGGUGGCUCUUUUCAGGAUUCUGUUUGUGCUGGAGAAUUGAGGGUGCUUAAAGCAGAAAUGGAAAAAAUGAAGAGGGAUAUGCAGGAGCUAGUGUACCAUCAGCGAGAGCAAGAUCAAGCUAAUCCAGCUGAGGAUAUGCACAAAGAAUUGGUGAAAUGGAAAGCUAAAACAGAUCAGCGCCUAAUGGAGCUAUCAAGUUCUUUGAGUGGUAUGCAGGACAUGUAUAGGGAGUUCAUGAAAUGGAAGGCUAAAAUCGAGCAACAGCUGAUGGAAAUAUCUAAUACUUUGAACAGUAUGCAGGCAUUGAAGCAAUGCAAUACCUUUAACUCUCCAGGUCAUCCAGAUCAUGAAGGAUGGGAAGAUUGGCUGGAGAGCACCAACCUGGAUGAUAUUCAUGAAGAAGAUAUUGCGCAUAUCUUAGGGAACACUGAUCUGGGAAAUAUUGGUCAGGAGGCUGCACUGCAAGAUAACUUAGCUCCACCAUCUCGGUUGAAGCCUGGUGGUAGCCCUUUUGAGGAUUGUGUUUGCGCUAGGGAGCUGGAGCUUCUGAAGGAAGAAAUGGCUAAAAUGAAGAGAGAUGUACAGGAGCUAGUACCCAGGAGGCAAGAGGAAGACCAUGCUAUUGUGACCCCAGAUUCUUCUAUUACUACCAAUUCAAAGUUAGAUCUUGAUAAUUCAUUACUUAUUUUUCAGGAAAUGUUUAAGGAGCUGGUGAAAUGGAAAGCCAAAGUGGAACAACAAAUACAGGAGAUUUCAGAUACAGUUAGUGGUAUGCAGGCAUCAAAGAUAUAGACUACCUUUGACUCUCUAAGAUGGACAUAAUAUAUGAUAGGAUAGGAUUUUAGCUAUAUAUUUAUGUCUAGACAGCUGUCAUUACCUUUAGAUAAGUAGAAUAUAGAUAUUGUACAGACCAUAUAAAUCUGAAGCUUAUGGUUCUCCAAUCUGAAGUCGAUAAACCAGUAGGAUGUUUAUAACCUUUAAUGAUGUCUGUUGGCGGUUGAUCAUACACAAUUUUGAGAUUGUAAGCCUAACUGGUCUGAGGCUGUAGUAGACAAAGUUGGACGUCGGUUCUAUAGACGUGUUUUAAGAGAUGCUGUUUGAUACUACUCGAUCAUUUUAUGGAUCUCGACAUAUUCAUAUAUAUUACUUAUGGUGUGAUGCUCCA
Messenger RNA from Mangifera indica (mango), 2187 nucleotides. Its product is annotated as protein DYAD. Lineage: Eukaryota; Viridiplantae; Streptophyta; Magnoliopsida; Sapindales; Anacardiaceae. Gene Ontology annotation, biological process: meiotic cell cycle; meiotic sister chromatid cohesion; reciprocal meiotic recombination. Bases 432 to 1814 code for a protein of 460 amino acids. The record is from RefSeq and is a predicted model, not a curated record. The transcript has 10 exons.